AUGGCAAAAGAAAAGAGCAAUAAGUUCAAACAACAGAAGAUGAAGGCUUGGGAGCCUAUCCUUACACUGACUCCAGCUAUUAUAACAUUCAUCGUCAUCGGCAUUGUGCUCAUCCCUAUUGGAGUGGUGAUGCUGAAAGCAUCCAAUGACGUUGUCGAAUCGAUUGUUCGCUACGAUGAACGCUGCCCCGUCGGAGGUCCAUUAUGCAACAUCACGAUGAACAUACCAAAGAAGAUGGAGUCACCCGUGUACAUGUACUACGGCAUCGAGAAGUUCUAUCAGAACCAUCGUCGCUUUGUCAAGUCUAGAAACGAUGACCAGCUGCGUGGCAUGAUGGUCACCGACAUGAAGAAGCUAAAGGAGGACUGCGAACCUUUCACAUCAUUGAACGGCACACUCGAUACUGUCUACCUACCGUGCGGACUGGUCGCUCGCAGUAUGUUCAACGACACGUUCUCUCUGUUUGACAAGGAUGGCGCUACCGUCGUUCUGCAAAAGAAGGGCAUUGCAUGGGGAUCAGACAUUGACAAGAAGUUCAAGAAUCCACCCGCUGACGCCAAGGGCAUCAGAAUCAUCCCCGACUACACCGACGAGGACUUUAUCGUGUGGAUGAGAACGGCCGCUCUACCAGACGUCAGAAAGCUGUACAGAAUCAUCAAUCAAGACCUCCCAGAGGGCAGUGUCACCGUCUCUAUCAAUGCAAACUACCCUGUGGACUCUUUCGACGGCGAGAAAUACAUUGUACUCACAACGGCCACAUGGACUGGAGGCAAGAAUGCCUUCCUCAGCUAUGUCUACAUCGUUGUUGGUGCAGUCAGUCUCUUUAUUGGCAUUGGUUUCUUGGUCAAGCAUAAGGUUGCACCAAGGAAGCUUGGUGAUACAAGAUACUUGGAGUGGAACAACAAGGAUAAAUAG
Molecule: messenger RNA, 915 nt
Organism: Acytostelium subglobosum LB1
Lineage: Eukaryota; Evosea; Eumycetozoa; Acytosteliales; Acytosteliaceae
Exons: 1
Coding region: 1-915 (304 amino acids)
Cellular component (GO): endoplasmic reticulum; Golgi apparatus; plasma membrane
Source: RefSeq, a predicted model, not a curated record